AUGUACUUUGUCGAAAUCGCACGCCGACGAGAGAAAAUGGGCAAUGCGCAAGCAACAGUGGCUUCCGAGCCAUCUGUCGGUAGGCUGACGACGCUUUCAAGAGCCAUCGAGGAGAAGACCAAGAUCCUCGCGGACAGCCUAGAGGCCAAAGGCUUGGGAGCGCCAUCAUUCCAUCCCGAUGGCCUGGCCGACUUUCCCUCGGCACAGCUCGGACCUGAAGCCGUCCAGGCAAGGGCCGACAUCAUCUCGAUGACGCAGGAACUUCACGAUCUGGCAUUGGGGCCUCGCGAGAGCCUCAAGGCUCUGUCGUGGGAUAACGUCAGCUUCGUCUCGCUCCAAGCCAUAUGCGAAUUCAAGCUGGCAGACGCUGUGCCCCGCGAGGGUUCAAUAUCCUACGUCGAAUUGGCCACCAAGGUUCGGAAGCAGUCGUCCGUUGACGUCCCCUACUAUGACCUUCGGCGCAUUCUCCGCCUUGCGAUGCUGAACAACCUCUUCACGGAACCGAAGCCCGACCACGUUGCCCAUAACAGGUCGUCGCUCUUGCUCCUCGAAGACGAGAAUCUCGCCAACUGGCUAGGAUUGUACACGAUUGAUUUCUUCUCUCCCAUGGCGAACACCGUGUCGGCCAUGAAGAAAUGGCCCGCCUCUCAAGACGACUGCGAGACUGGCCUGAAUCUUGCCCACGGCUACGCCGACAACCUUUUCGCCCAGCUCUCAAAGGACAAGGUCCGCGCCAAGAGGUUCGACAGCGCCAUGAAGUGCAUCGGUGCGAAGGAGGGCUUCGAGGUAUCGCACACGGUUGAGUGCUACCCUUGGGGGGAUCUGGGGAAGGCUACUGUUGUUGACAUGGGCGGCAAUGAGGGCUUCGCAUCGGCAGCCAUCGCAGAGGCCUUCCCACUACUCUCCUUUGAGGUUCAAGAUCUGCCGGGUAUUGCUCUCAAUGCCAAGAUCCCGACGCAUCUCGCCGACCGGGUGAGACACCGGGCUCACAACUUCUUUGACGAGCAGCCGGUCAUUGCCGACGCCUACCUAUUCAGACACGUCUUCCACGCCUUCUCGGACAAAUCGGCGCUGGCGAUACUGCGCGCCCUCGUCCCGGCCCUGCGUCCCGGAGCGCGCAUCAUCAUCAACGACGUGACACUACGGCCGCCAGGGGAGAUGGCGAGAAUAGAGGAGAAGAGCGUGCGGCUGCUGGACAUGCUGAUGAAGACGGUGCGCAACGCUCGCAACCGCGACGCCGAUGAGUGGAAGAGCCUGUUUGAGCAAGCCGACGCGCGCUUCAAGUGGAAGGGCACGUGGAAGACGAGCGGGAGGAUGUGGUUCAUGGAAGCCGUAUGGGAGGGUGAAGGCAGGAACGCAGCAAAGGACAUGUAG
This is a messenger RNA of Drechmeria coniospora, 1374 nucleotides long. RefSeq names its product O-methyltransferase. Bases 1 to 1374 code for a protein of 457 amino acids. Gene Ontology annotation, molecular function: O-methyltransferase activity. The transcript has 4 exons. The record is from RefSeq and is a predicted model, not a curated record. Lineage: Eukaryota; Fungi; Ascomycota; Sordariomycetes; Hypocreales; Ophiocordycipitaceae.